CCCUCUGAGCUUUCCCCCUCUGAGCCCUCCCUCUCUGGGCCCUCUGCCUCUGAGUCCUUCCCCUCUGAGGCCUCCUCGUCUAAGGUCUUUUCCUCCCCUCCCUACCCUUCCAUUUAUGAAAACCCUCACCUCUCCCCACCCUGGACUUUCGAGAGCCUCUCCAGGCGCGAGCGGGAUGCCUACAUCAAGCACGGCCCCAACUUCCUUGAGAAAUUGGGCAAGAAAGCCCGCAAAAUGGCAAUCGAGGCAUCCCAGGCUCGUGACCGCCUCGCCCGCGAACUUGAGGAAGAGCUCGGCCCGGACUGGUACGACAUCCACCUCGAGGCGACCCGCAUAGUGACUGAGCGCGAGCCCAUAUGGAAGAAGCUUUGGCCGCUCAACAAUAUCUGGCGGGAGAACACCAAGAUCAUGAACGGGGUGUUCGAGGACGAGACGCUGACCAAGGAGGAGCAGCAGGAGCGCUAUAAUGCCGCCUCGGAGAAGCGGCAGGCAGCGAGGUUAGAGCGGAAGGCAGUCAAAGAAAGGAUCAGGGAGUUGAGAAGGCAAGUUAGCAAGGAACUCAAGGCGGCUCGCGAGGCGCAGGCAAAGAGUGAGGUUGCUACGGACGAUGGGGAUGCUGCGCCUAAGGCAACGUGAUCCCCUCCCCCCGCCCCCCCCCCCAAAAAAAAAAGAAACAAACAACUAUUUCUGGGUCGAGGCCCAUGGUGAUGGGAGGGAGAAAUCCUCCUCAAAUCCGACUCGCGGGCCCAUGCAACCGCCUGAGCAAGCAACUGUUGGAGCAGCGUGGCCUAAAAGAUCUCCAACACCUCCUGCAUACAGAUGGGCAACAAGCAUCAUGCGUGUUCUUGUUUGGACCUGGUGCUUUUUGCGCUACCAUACGAAACGCAGCGUGCCCUGCAAGCUGUUCCUCUCACUAGCCAGCACCAAGGACCCUUUCCACUGGUCUCAGAGGCUCAGUGCGUGGCACUAUAGAGUGUCAGGAGGGUGACAAAGACUUUUGUACGACGCAAUCGAAACUGAUCAGCUAUGUGCGAGAUGCUACCAGGCCAAUCACUUGUUCUUACAAUACGGGGAAAAGUGUUUUGUCCGGUCACCUGCUUGGAUAGGGAAAUGUGGUGGAUGUACACAAUCUAGGGCGUAUAUUGGAGAGAGAGUGAAGAUUCUACGGCUGUGUGUGUAUAUAAACAUGCCCGUUCCAACGUCAACUUGGCAUGGAGCUUGACGACCAUGCUCCGGCACACACAGCCCAUUAAAAAUACUCGUGCCUAAAGGUUCGACGUUGUCAUUCGACGACGGAUGAUGGUCACUACAAAAUGGGGUUUUCAGGUCGACGGAUACUCAUACCGUGUCGAGGUCUGGGCUAGGUACUAGACGGCAUCACGACAUACAAGUUUGACGGUCCUUGUUAAGCUUUCUAUGCAAAUUUCGUCUGCUACCC
Cryphonectria parasitica EP155 is the source of this 1438-nucleotide messenger RNA. RefSeq lists its product as uncharacterized. The record is from RefSeq and is a predicted model, not a curated record. The transcript has a single exon. Bases 235 to 636 code for a protein of 133 amino acids. Lineage: Eukaryota; Fungi; Ascomycota; Sordariomycetes; Diaporthales; Cryphonectriaceae.